UCGAGACAAGUACCGCGCACAGGACAAAAAGACUGGGUUGCGGGGAGCCAAAAGCUCGGGAACGGAAUUCGUCGUCUUUUGCUGUGCAAGAACCCCUGCUAAUAUCGCGGCUGUGUUAGAAGGCGCCCCGUAGCCAAACGCACAGGCUGGCCUAGCAGCACCUCCUGCCCCGGGCCCGCGCCGAGAAUGGCGCCCGACCCAAAGCCCCGCGCGCUGGAGCUCGUCGAGACCGGCGGCUACGGCAGCACGCCGGACGCGCCCGCGACGCCCCACGCGAUGAACACGUCGCCCUGCGCGACGCUCGCCGUGCGCGGGACUCUUGUGGUGAUUGUGCUGGCGAACGUCGUCCUGGUCGCGUCGCUGCUCGCGAUCGGGGGGCGUUAUCCAGCUCUAGUCUCCCCGGGCCUCCUCGCGCUCGGUUUUGGGUUGAGACACGGCGUCGACUGUGACCACAUCGCCGCCAUCGACAACGUGGCGCGGAAGCUGGCCUACUCCGGAAAACCGGCUGCUCUGGUCGGCCUCUGGUUCAGCCUCGGCCACAGCACAAUGGUUUUGCUGCUGUGCGGCAUCGUGGCCACCGGCUCGUCCCUCAUCAGGUCGCGCGUCGACGCCGUCGCGAGCACGGGCGCCGUCGUGAGCGCCGUGUUUUCGUCCGUUACUUUGACGCUGAUCGGGGCGUUCAACCUCGCGACCGUGGGCCCGCAAUUUCGAGCGUGGCGCCGCGCCGCGAACAAACAACAGCGCGAGCACCACCACAACCACAACGCCGAGUUGAUUGAUGAGGGCGAGCAAGUAAGGGUUGAGGUGACGGGCGGGCUGUUCGCGCGGUGCGGCUGCUGCAAGCGGCUUUUGGCAUCGGUCGACGCGGCCUGGAAGAUGUACUUCGUGGGCGUGCUGUUUGGGUUGGGCUUCGAGACGGCCUCUGAAGUUGGUUUACUUGCCUUAGCGGCGGUGGGGCCGAAAGAUGUCCCCGCGCCCCUGGUCAUGCUCCUGCCCGCCUUAUUCACGUCGGGCAUGGCCUUGGUCGACACGUGCGACGGGUUGCUGGUGCUCUUCACCUUCGCGAAGGGCAACGACGGCGACGCCGCGGGCGCUUUACUGUUUGGUGCCUUACUCACGGCGGCGUCGGCCGCGGCGUCGCUCGCGAUUGGGAGCAUCGUUGGCUUGGGGCUCGUGGCCCCGUUCCUGCCGCCGCGCGUCGCCGGGCCGCUCGUGGCGCUCUCGGAGGCAUUAGAUGCGCACACGACGGCCGUCGGCCUCGCGGUCGUCGGCAUGUUCGUGGCUGCGUUGGUGCUGUCCAUGGCGGCGCCGGCGCUGCAUCGGGUCGCCCGGCAGCUGUGCCCGCAGUGCUGCUGCGGCAAGACGCGGCGGCGGCCAUACGCGGAGAUCUCCACCUGACCGCGAUUCGGUUUCGUAGUGUGUGUUAAACAAGCUAAACUUA
Molecule: messenger RNA, 1441 nt
Organism: Pelagomonas calceolata
Lineage: Eukaryota; Pelagophyceae; Pelagomonadales; Pelagomonadaceae
Source: the annotation of a GenBank genome assembly